AUGAUACCUCAACGACUCUCACCGUCAUCGAGAUGGGUAACACAUUUACCAGAGUUUGCUCGUCGUGCUUUUCAAGUUGAUCAGAUGGAACUUGACUCGGCUUUAUCACAGAUGUAUUCGCUUUGCUUGAAACCGUCGUUAGUAAGUAAAAUGUGUAGGGCGCGAAAGAUGACGAAAAAUCAUUAUCACCGAGAUGAUCCAGCAUUUAUUGUUCUUCAGGUAUUGGCGUUAGCUAUUACAGUUAUAGCAUAUGGUCUAGCGCUUAAAGGGGGACCUUUUCAGAUAUUAUAUAAUGUGCUAUAUGAAAUAGUAUUAAACUAUUUUAUUACUGGCGUGAUUUUGACAACAAUUACUUGGAUAUUUGUAAGUCGGUUUUUAAUUAAUGGUGGGUAUACGCAUGGAGUAAGUCGUGAAGUAGAUUGGCAUUACUCGUUUGAUAUUCAUUGUAACGGGUAUUUCCCAUAUUUUAUGUGGACUAAGGUAGUUCAAUUUUUACUUUUGCCUUUCCUCCUUCAAACUUCCUUUUUUGCGUGUUUGACAAGUAAUUCAUUGUAUAUGAUAGGUUCCAUGUUGUAUGGAUAUGUUGUCUUUCUUGGUUAUUUGGAGCUUCCAAUGUUAACACAACAACAGAAAUUAAUGUAUCCUGUAGCUGCUAUUGUGCUAUGUAUGCUUCUUAUAACCCUUUUUACUAGCUGGAAUCUGACUCAAUGGACUCUCUCUGAUACAUGGCGCAGCUAG
This is a messenger RNA of Trypanosoma theileri, 738 nucleotides long. Its product is annotated as unc-50 related protein. The transcript has a single exon. Lineage: Eukaryota; Euglenozoa; Kinetoplastea; Trypanosomatida; Trypanosomatidae. Gene Ontology annotation, cellular component: Golgi membrane. The coding region runs from base 1 to 738 and encodes 245 amino acids. The record is from RefSeq and is a predicted model, not a curated record.